AUGGACGUCCUUCGCCCAGGCCAUGCUCACCGGAGCAGCUCCGACAGACUCUUGUCCAACUACAUGGACUCGCAGAAGCAGCUCAAAGACGCUCUCCUCACUCUUCUGUCCCACGCACACCCCUCAACCUCGUCAUUGCUCGCCUACGUAACCUCCUCUCCCGGCGUCGUUCAGCCCGUCCGCAAAGCGGUCCGACACUCUGGUUUCGAGGGGCCUCUCUCGGGCGCUUUGCUCGAGGCCCACGGCUCGCAAAUCGGCAGCAAUGUCGGCGGGGGCGUGGACGAGACCAUGGGCUGGGCGGCCUUCAUGUCCAGCAUGGACGCCUUCCGGAAGGACCUCAAGCAGAUCCACCAUCUCGAGGAGGAAAUGUCGAGAGUCAGGCGGGACCGAGAGAUUCUCGUCACUCGCUUGAUCAAGUCGUCCAAGUCCCGCCCGACCAAGUCGGAGCUCGCGGCCAUGGGCUCAAGCUACAGCCAGAGCAACAUGUCGUCCCGUGCCUCGUCCAUCUCGGUUACUAGCGACGGGUCAGCGGCUACCAAGGAGGGCAAGCGGGCCGGAAAGCUUGCGGAUGCCCAGGCGGAGCUGCUUGGGUGCGAGGAGCACCUGAGAGGAUUGGAGGUGAGGAUCGAGAAGGAGAGGAACAAGGUCAUGCUCAGGGGACUGGAGGAGCGUUUCAGGGCAAUGGAUGCGGUAGGGCGGAUGUGGGUCAGUCAGGCCAAGAAGGGUCUUGCGGAUCUCGACAAGGCGCACGACCUCCCUCCCAACGCUUUCGAGCUCGACUCGAACGGUUCGAUUGCCCCCUCGCAAUCCGCCUCCCAGAUCGGCUUUGACGACGCUGGAUCAACCCACCGUCGAUUCCCCAAGGGUCUUCACGGUCCCCACGGUCCCGGCUCGAUCACCGGCAGUAUCGCCGAGGAGGAGGAGGGGUCUUCGGACGACGACGCACCGCGCAACUUGACGGUACACGAGAACAGGGCCGGCGCAGCUACACCCCGCCCAUCCAGCGCCCAGGCUACCCGCACCAACGGUGGCAGUGGAUUCAAGGCCGCCCCACUCGGCGUGCCCAGCGUUACCAACUACCGCCCCAGGCCAAGCUCGCAGGCGUACGGCCGUGGCGGUGACGAUUCGGACAGCGACGCACCUCCUCGCAGGCGCGCCGCCAGCGAUGUCGGCGGGAUGUCCUACACGCCCAUCACCAAGCGUCGGUCCCUCCGCCGCGCGCAGUCUGACGACCGCCAGCCCGGCGCCGCACUCAACCGGACCAACUCCAACAACUCCAACGCUUCUUCUCGCGGUGGCGUACCCGUCAAGAAGAAGGGCUUCUUUGCGUCUAUCGGGCGGCUCUUCAAGAGUAACAAGAAGAGGGAGGGGUCUGGGCGGGACUCUCCGCCCUACGGCUCCAACUCCAAGGGCGGCGGAUGGUCCACUAGGACCGACACCAACCUGAAGCGCGCGGGCUCAGGUUUCGCCGGUCGGUCCCGGGGGCGCAACAACGAUGACAGCUCGUCUGACGAGGACAAUGGCAACCUCGUCAGCGUCUCAAACAACCGUAACAGCACCUUCUCGGUCGACACCAUCGGCCGCGGAACGGGCUCGAAGCGCAACUCCAAGCUUCCCGUCGCGAGCGGUCUCAUCCCCGCCAAGCCUACCCGGUCGGACCUCGGUGCCGGCUCUCGCGCUCCAGGCAGUACGAGCACCAUCACGGCUCGUAAUCCCUCCGGCCGGGCUGCGACCGGCGCCAAGUCUCCUGCUAUGGCACGCAGCAACACCGUCCGGUCUACUGCGUCGGUGGCCAAGUCGACCGCAUCGGUGGGUACGACCAAGACCACCAACACGGUCAAGUCGUCUCCCGGCUCGGUUAGGAAGACCCGGCCGAACGGGUCCAUCUCGCGCGGAGCCGGACUGGGUGCUCAGCCCGCUACGAGCCAAAACAACAUGAUGUCGCUCGUGUCCAAGUCGGACCCCAAGAACCCGUCCGCCCCCAUCAUGCCUGACGUCCCCAAGGCUCCCCGCAGCCACGUUAACCCCCAGAUGGAGCUCCCCAAAGCCCCCGGAUCGUCCAUCGUCCGACCGGGCGACGCGCCGCGCGAGGUCGUCAACAAGGAUGAGCUGUACCCGCACCAAUCCAUCUCGCGUUCCAACUCGCUCAAGAAGGUCCCGCAGGUGGAGAAGGACAACCGGUCCACUACCCCUCUGCCAUCCCGGUUCCAGCCGGCCCCGCUCAAGUCGGCGCUGCGGCCGUCGUCCCCGCAGCCGUUGGCGCCUCCGCUUGAGAUGCCCAAGACGCUCAUCUCGGUCACUGCUCCCGGCCGAGUCGACCUGCCCAGGGAAGACAAGCCGGUCCCGUCGUCCUUCCCUAUCGCUCCGUCCCAGUCGGAUCGGCCCCGGCCAAGCACCCGCGCGUCCUACACCUCGAUGAACACCGAGGAGGGGGCGAGCGUGUACGAGUCUGCUGUCGAUGGCGACAGUGGGCGUGACCACGCCGAGGAGAGCAGCAGCGAGGAGGAGGACAAUGCCAAGAAGUACAAGUAUGUUGACAAUGAGCGGGUGAAGCGGUUGGGGAUCAAUGUCGGUCCGCCCGCCGUAGAGAAGAUGAGCUCUAGGGGCCACGAGGACGAGGAAGAGUUCUCGGAGGAUGAGAGCGUCGAUACCGCCCUUGCUGGGAAUGCUCCGCACAACCAAAUCGAGGACGACCGUCAGUCCCGCGCGUCCCGCCGGCCCAAAUCCGUACGUAUCACCGCACCCGACUCGCCGAUGGACACGGUCCAUGCCCCUGCGCCUCUUACGCAGGGCUAUCCGGACAAGCCAGACGUCAACCGCGAGGACAGCCCGGAGCCCGGAGCUAAGUCCGCGGAUGGGCCAAAGUGGAACACAAGGAUAGGGCGGAUGAGGGAUGAUACCUCGGACGAGGAGGAUGGGGAUGAGGAGUAUACCCGUGCGAGGAAGGGAUUGAGUCGGAACAAUGGGGAGUUCAAGGGGGAGGCGGGCAAGGACAACAAGAAGACGACGACUGGUAAGGCGGGGAGUAAGGCUGGAAGCAGGGCGGGGAGCGUGAAGAGUAAGAAGUAG
Dioszegia hungarica is the source of this 3069-nucleotide messenger RNA. RefSeq lists its product as uncharacterized. Gene Ontology annotation, biological process: endocytosis; eisosome assembly; negative regulation of protein kinase activity. Gene Ontology annotation, cellular component: plasma membrane; eisosome filament. Lineage: Eukaryota; Fungi; Basidiomycota; Tremellomycetes; Tremellales; Bulleribasidiaceae. Gene Ontology annotation, molecular function: lipid binding. The record is from RefSeq and is a predicted model, not a curated record. The coding region runs from base 1 to 3069 and encodes 1022 amino acids. The transcript is spliced from 3 exons.